Neodiprion virginianus is the source of this 15855-nucleotide messenger RNA. Its product is annotated as titin. NCBI's taxonomy places the organism in Eukaryota, Metazoa, Arthropoda, Insecta, Hymenoptera, Diprionidae. The record is from RefSeq and is a predicted model, not a curated record. Bases 443 to 14971 code for a protein of 4842 amino acids. The transcript has 39 exons.
UCACUCACAAUUCGCAUUCGACCGACGUCUUGGUUAAAGAGUUUCGGGGAUAUUUUGAUAAUGACUUGACUUCUGCCGACUGAAGCCGUGGCAGGCAAAUAGCGAAUUGAAACAAACGAAACGUAUUAUCUAUUAAGUACCAGUUGUAGUAAACAGAAGGAAGAUAAAAAGAAAAUAAAAAUUGUUAGUCACAUAUUAGAGUUAAGCGAACCGGAUUUAUUAUACCGUGUCUAUAAACGAAGAGUGAGAGAAAAGUAAUUCAGCCGGCUACAGAUCGAAUAUAUUUUGUCGCAUUGUACUGAUCGAUAACUAUUCUGGUGUUUGUGUUGGUGUGUGAAUUUCGUUCUUUUUUUCCAACUUGAAUCCAAAAAUACCUGUGAGGAUCGUCAGUUUUUCAUUUUACCACCGAUUUCACAACGACUUGGAUCGUGCCUAAUCCAAGAUGAAUCGACAACAGUCUAAUCAACAGACUCAGCCUGGUAGGCAGACACAGCAACAGCAACAAACUACGACCACUCAACAACAGCAGCAACAAUCGUAUACCCAGCACAGGACCGAGCAGCAGAUUACAAGGCAGCAGGUCACCAGUCAACAGAGAGUACAAGGAGAAAUUGUAAUGCAGUCGACGCCCACCAUACCAGCGUUCACGGGAAGGCCAGGUGAUCCAUCACCGCCAGUGUUCGAGCAGAUCUUUAAGAACGCACGAUUCGCACAAGGUGGCAAUGCCACCUUCGAGGGUCGUGUCCGUGGCAACCCAAAGCCCUCGGUAUCUUGGACCCACAAGGGUGUACCCCUUUUCGAGUCACAGAAAAUCCACAUGUCCUACGACGACAGGACUGGUAUCGUGAUUCUCCAGAUAAAUCAAAUCGGACCUGGUAACGAGGGCGAAUACACCUGCAGUGCGAAGAACCAAUAUGGCGAAGCCAUCUGCUCCGUGUACAUCCAGCCGGAAGGAUUUGGACCUCCGCCACAGCAGCAGGUGGGCGGUUACCAAAAGGAGUUCGCUCAGACCUUCAAGACGAGUGAACAAAGAACUGGAGGUCAAAACAUUCAGCAACAUAGCUAUCAACAAUCGAUCGAAAAACAGAGCUACACCAAUGGAACAAUUAUUGAAGAUUUCAAAGUUGACACCUUCGAGUAUAGACUGCUACGAGAAACGGAGUAUCGCGAAUCCAUAACUCGUCGAUACGUCGGUGAGUCUGACGCCCAGAUUUCGACCACCAUCGAUAGAUCUUUGGGACCGGUUGCACCACCCCAAAUCAAUCAAAAGCCCAGAAACUCGAAGCUCGUCGAGGGCUCUGACGCCGUCUUUACCACUAAAAUCUCCGCGAAUCCAAAACCAAGAUUGACCUGGUUCAAAAACGGGCAAAGGAUUCGCGAGUCACAGCACGUGGAAAUUACCCAUUCGAAUCAACAGGCUUCUCUGAAGAUUCGAGGAGCGCGCUCAGAUGAUGGUGGUCACUAUACUGUGCUGGCUGAAAAUCCCCAGGGAUGUACAGUGAGCUCGGCGUAUCUCGCUAUUGAGUCAAACGAUCAAGUCGACCAAGCCUACACUCAGAACCAGCAAAAAGACACGCUGAAAAGUACUCAUGUCGAAAGCUCCGAGACUACAGAGGCUGGAAAAGUCCUGCCACCAAAUUUUGUUCGCACAUGUGCCGAUCGCGACGUUACCGAGGGAAAAAUGACACGGUUUGAUUGUCGCGUAACCGGCCGCCCAUACCCAGAAGUAAGCUGGUACAUAAACGGCUUCCAAGUAGCAAACGACGCGACUCACAAGAUUCUCGUAAACGAAUCCGGUAACAACUCGCUGAUGAUAACGAACGUGAGCCGAGCAGACACGGGCAUCGUGACAUGCGUAGCAAGAAACAAGGCCGGCGAAACUUCGUUCCAAUGCAACUUGAACGUGAUCGAAAAAGAACAAGUCAUAGCCCCAAAAUUCGUAGAGCGCUUCACAACAAUGAACGUCAAGGAAGGAGAGCCCGUUGUUUUCAGCGCUAGAGCAGUUGGCACUCCGAUACCACGAAUUACUUGGCAGAAGGAUGGUGUGCCGAUUGCGCCCGGCCCCGAAGUGCGCAUAUCAACGGACGGCAGUGGAGCCUCGACGUUGGAUAUUCCUUUCGCGAGAGCAUCGGAUGCUGCGUGGUACCAGUGUACCGCGCAAAACGUGGCCGGUUCCACUGCCACCCGAGCCCGUCUUUUCGUCGAAACACCAAAAGGAGCCGUCCCCGAACCAAGACGCCUGAACUUACCACGACCGACGAAAGUCAUCGAACCAGAACCUGCACCUGGCCCUGAAGUAAUCUAUUUGAGGCACGUGGAGCGUGCGAAGCCACAUUUGCCGAGCCAGGAGGAGGACAGAAUUUAUCCACCUCCACAGUUUAUCAUCCCGCUCCGUGACGCCCACCAGAUCGAGGGUGGGCGGCAGCACUUCGAGGCCAGGAUCGAACCGGUGGGCGACCCCACAAUGAGGGUCGAAUGGUACGUCAACGGAAGAGCUUUGGACGCCAGCUCUCGAGCAAACUCAAUCUUUAGAUUUGGCUUCAUCGCCCUGGAUCUUAUCAGCAUUGUGUUGAACGAUGCCGGCGAAUACUUAUGCCGUGUAAUCAGUUCGACAGGCGUUGCCGAGUCCCGCGCGACCCUCAAUGUCACCGCUCGUGCAACGAUUGAACAGACCAGUCAACAUCCGGAUAGCCUACAAUACAUUCAACAGCUAGAAGACUACAGCAGAUAUCAAAGACAGGAGAGCUUUGAGGAAACCUCUUCACAGCGGCCGGUAUUCAUCCGCCCACUCCACGAACUUGGCGAACUUCAGGAGGGCCGCAAUGCCCACUUUGAAGCUCAGCUGACACCCGUUAGCGAUCCAACCAUGAAAGUGGAGUGGUACAAGGAUGGAAAACCGAUCACAGCCAGCUCAAGAAUCACAACCAUCUUCAACUUCGGUUACGUCUCACUUAAUAUUAUGCACCUACGAGUUGAAGAUGCCGGUUCUUACACAGUCAGAGCUGUGAACCGCUUGGGAGAGGCUAUCAGCACAGCAUCUCUUCAUGUCUUUGCACGCACUAGCGUUACUUCUGACCUCGGCAUUCCCGAGCAGCAGAAGUACAUCGAGGCUGCCGAAGAACUGGAGGCAUACCAGCAAGCGAUGCACCAGAAAUACACUCAGGAGCAACCUGAACGCAUUACCCCACCGGAAUUUAAGACGCCCAUUAAGGACCAGAACAGUGUCCGGGAGGGCGGGUUCGCUCAUUUCGAGGCCCGCCUCGAGCCAGUCGGCGACUCCACGCUACGCGUCGAAUGGCUCAAGGACGGACGUCCAGUAGAAGCUAGUUCACGAAUCACAACCUUCUUCAACUUCGGUUACGUAGCACUGACCAUCAAGUAUGUAACAAUCCACGAUGUUGGCGUCUACACCUGCCGGGCAUACAACGCAGCAGGUGAAGCACGAACUACAGCGCAGCUGAGCGUUAUCAGCAAGAACGACGUGAUAUACGACAGUCAGCACCCCGGCGGACUGCAAAAAAUUCAAUCACUCGAAGAUUCGAGUCGCUAUUCUCGUCAGGUACAAGAAGAGACCCAGGUGAAACAAGCUCCUCGCUUCCUGGGACCACUGAAGGGAACUAACAAAAUUGUCGAAGGCCAACGUGCCCACUUCGAAGCACGCGUUGAACCUCAGAGUGACCUCACAAUGAAGAUCGAGUGGUACCACAAUGGCAAGGCCAUCACCGCUGCCAACAGGAUUCAAACCUAUCACGAUUUCGGAUAUGUUGCCAUUGAUAUUCUUCAAGUACGUGCCGAAGAUGCUGGCACUUAUACCGUUGUAGCAAGGAACGCUCUUGGAGAGGCACAGUUAUCAGCAACUAUGAUAGUAGAAACUCGUUCAAGCAUCGACACGAGCAGCAUGCAUCACGGCACGUACGAAAAGACUCAGCGUCUCGAGGGAUCAAAGUUCGUAGAGCCUCAGUACCACAUUGAAGAAAUCUCAAAGUCGAAGCCUAUUUUUGUCCAGCCACUGUCUGACCCGAAACCCGUCAGCGAGGGUAAAAAUAUUCAUUUAGAAUGCCGUCUGGAACCUAUGGGAGAUCCUACAAUGCGUGUUGAAUGGUUCCAAAAUGGACGUCCAGUAACCGUCGGCUCCAGAUUCCGCACUUACUAUGACUUUGGCUUUGUUGCUCUCGAUAUCGUGCACACGACGGCCUUAGACUCUGGCGAAUACACGGUCAGAGCUACAAACCAUCUGGGCACAGCUCAUACCUCAGCGUGUGUUCGGGUAAUCGGAAGAUCGGAUAUUGUAACCGAUUCCCAAAACGAGCAAUCAUUGGAGCAGAUUCAGAUGCUUGAAGAUGCGUCAAGGUACCGCAGAACUCAGCAAGAGGAUGUUACAGUCCUACAGGCACCGCAAUUCAGCAGACCUCUACAUAACAUCGAAACUGUUGAACUAACAAAUGUACACCUGGAGUGCCGCCUUCAGCCGGUUGGCGACUCGACCAUGCGAGUUGAAUGGUUCGUCAAUGGACGUCCAGUGACCACUGGUCAUCGCUUCAGGCCUUCAUACGAGUUCGAUUACGUUGCUCUCGAUAUUUUGGGCGUUUAUCCCGAAGACUCUGGUGUUUACACCUGCCAAGCCCGAAAUCAACUUGGAGAAGCUGUUACUUCCUGUUCCGUUCGUGUUCACGCGAAAAAGGACUUGAUGCUUGAGACUCAGCAUCCGGAAGGGUUGGAAAAGAUCCAAUACCUUGAAGACGCGUCUAGAUACAAGAGGAACGAGCUUGUUGACGAAGUUGUUAACGUCAAACCCAGGUUUAUCACGAAACCGAAAAACCAGGAGAAUAUGCGAGAGGGACAGCACGCUCACUUUGAAUGCAAACUUGAACCGGUUACGGAUUCCAAUUUGAAAGUGGAGUGGUUUAAGAAUGGUCGUCCAGUAACUAUAGGACACCGAUUCCGUCCCAUUCACGACUUUGGCUACGUUGCCCUGGACGUAAUUGACUUGAUAGCCGAAGAUUCUGGUACAUACACCUGCCGUGCCGUGAAUCUAGUUGGAAGUGACGAGGCAGUCUGCACUCUGGGCUGCCGGUCAACCGCACAAAUCCUAACAGACACGCAGAACGAAGUCGGCCUCGAACAGAUUAAUUACCUCGAGGAUAAGUCAAAGUACCAAAGACAAGAAGUGGUCGAAGAAACCACAACUCAGGCACCAAUCUUCACUACGUCUCUGAAGAACGUUGAGAUUAAAGAAGGCCAAAGGGCUCACUUCGAAUGUCGCCUCAUUCCAGUUUCUGACCCAACAAUGAAAGUCGAGUGGUUCCACAACCACAAACCAGUCAAGGCUGGCUCCAGAUUCAUCGAAACUAAUAACUUCGGAUUUGUCGCACUAGACAUCAUGUAUGCCUACCCGGAGGAUUCCGGAAGUUACACUUGUCGGGCUCGCAACGCCAUCGGUGAAGCCAUCACCUCAGCGACCGCAAUUGUGCACUCCAAGAAAUCGAUAUACAUGGAAUCCCAGCACGAAGAAGCUCUUCAACGGCUUCAGCAUCUUGAGGACUCUUCGCGUUACCAGCGCAAGAGUGUACAGGAGGAGACCGUUUCCCAGGCACCCGUUUUCACCAUGCCUAUCAAGGACCUUCGUGUUGCCGAAAAUCAGGCAGCGCACUUUGAAGCACGGGUCAUUCCGGUUGGUGACCCCAGACUUAAGGUCGAGUGGUUGCGAAAUGGCGUACCGAUUUCUGCCUCCAAUCGAGUAACUACCAUGCAUGACUUUGGAUACGUUGCGCUGAACCUGAAAUACGUGAACCCUGAAGACUCUGGAUCAUAUACUUGCCGUGCAGUAAAUGAUCUCGGCGAAGCAGUAACAUCAGCUACAAUGUUUGUUCAAUCUAAGGCAGCCCUUCAGUUCGAAUCACAACACGAAAGCGCUUUGACCAAAAUUCAAGCUCUGGAGGAUACCAGCAAGUACCAGCGUCGUGAAGAAGAAGAAAUUCUUGUCAAGGAUAAACCUUCCUUCACUGUGCAGCUCAAUGGGCCCACAAACCUGGUUGAAGGCCAAAGUGCACACUACGAAUGUCGCAUUGAACCUUACCCCGACCCGAACAUGAAGGUCGAGUGGUUCCACAACGGUAAGCCUUUGUCCACCGGGCAUAGAUACAGAACAGCUUGCGACUUUGGCUUCGCUGCUAUGGAUGUACUGAGCGUUUAUGCCGAAGACUCUGGCACCUAUACCUGCAGGGCCACUAACAAACUUGGCUCAGCCGAGAGCUCCAUCAAUCUUGACGUGAAAUCUCGCGCUUCCAUCAUCAGCGAUACUCAACAUGAAGGAGCAUUGCAAAAGAUUCAGUACCUUGAAGAUGAUUCACGGUACAAGCGUGUCGCUCCCGAAGAUACGGUAAUUGCUGAAAGGCCGAAGUUCGGACGGCCCUUGAAGAACAUCGAGCAUCUUCCCGAGGGAAAAAACGCUCAUUUGGAAGCUACACUGACACCAGUAAACGACCCUACGAUGGUAGUCGAAUGGUACAGGGAUGGUCGACCGAUUCCACAGGGCCACAAAUUCAAGACUACCUACGACUUUGGAUAUGUCGCCUUGGACAUCUUGUACGCUUACCCAGAAGACUCAGGCACCUACAUGUGCAAGGCUAGGAAUGCUGUUGGAGAAGCAGUGACGACCUGUGUGAUAUCCGUCGACUCCAAGCAAGGCCUUUUCCUUGAUACUCUCGAUGCUCAACGCUUGCAAAAGAUUCGAGAAUUGGAGACCGUUGAGGUAAAGCAAGUCGCGGAGAAGGAAAUUGUACACCAGAAGCCCGUGUUCAUAACGCCACUGAACAACCUGGAUCACCUCAAGGAAGGUGAACAUGCCCAUCUUGAAUGUCGCGUCGAGCCCAUCAAUGACCCAAAUUUAAAGAUAGAAUGGUUCGUAAAUGGCGUGGCAAUCAAAACGGGCCACAGAUUCCGUACAACUCACGACUUCGGCUAUGUGGCUCUUGACAUUUUAUACACUUAUUCUGAAGAUUCUGGUACUUACAUGUGCAAGGCCACCAAUCUAGCGGGCGAGGCGGUCAAUACUUGUACCAUCAAGGUUGCCUCUCGCCGCAGCAUUUUAUUUGAUAGCCAGCAUCCCGAUGGGCUCGAAAAAAUUCGAGAACUUGAAUCUCAAGGCCACCCUGCUCGUUUGGAGGUUGAAGAGCCCGCAGUCAGUCCACCAAGGUUCAUCUCUGAGCUUAGAGGAACCACUGAAGUAUACGAAGGCCAAACAGCACACUUUGAGUGCCAGGUUGAACCUCUGCAUGAUCCCAAUCUCCGUAUCGAGUUCUUCCACAACGGAAAGCCUUUGCCAUCUGCUGCACGGUUCCACAUCACAUUUGAUUUCGGUUAUGUGGCUCUGGAUAUCGGCCACUCAGUACCAGAAGAUGCCGGCGAAUACUCUGUUCGCGCAAUUAACAAUCUUGGACAAUGCGUGUCGUCCAUCAGCCUCAAGGUUAUCCCUCGAGAAAACAUUAUCUUGGACUCCCAGCGCCCAGAAGGCAUGGAUAAAAUCCGUGAAUUAGAAUCCCAGCAGCCCUGGAAGAGACCGGAUGUUCCUGAACCCCAAACCAGGCAACGGCCCGUUUUUACUCAACCUCUGCAAAACAUUGAUGCUAUACCCGAAGGACAAACAGCUCACUUCGAGUGCAGACUAAUUCCGGUAGGAGAUCCAACUCUGAAAGUAGAGUGGUUCAGAAACGAGAAGCCGCUCGAAACUAGCUCCCGCAUCACGAAAGUACACGACUUUGGAUACGUGUCACUAGACAUCUCGCAUAUUCGUGAUGAAGAUGAGGGUGUCUACAUGUGUAGAGCAUCCAACCCACUGGGUGAAGCUGUAACCACCGCUUCAAUGAGAAUCAAAACUAAGGCAAACAUUCAGCUUGAGACACAACAUCCAGAGGCUCAGCAAAGAAUUGCGCAGCUUGAAGCUGACAAGGGUCCAAGUCGCCCCGAAGAACCGGAUAGAAUAUUCGACAAGCCCAUUUUCACACAGCUUCUGACUGGUCCUUCCGAACUUUGGGAAGGUCAAGUGGCUCACUACGAGUGCAGGGUGGUCCCAGUUGGAGAUCCAAGCUUGAGAUUCGAGUGGUUCGUGAACGGCGUUGAAUUAAAAAUGGGAUCUCGCUUCCACGUUACUCAUGACUUUGGUUUCGUGACGUUGGAUAUUCUGAAGGUAAUAUCCGAGGACUCGGGACUUUACACCUGCAAGGCGAUCAACAAAUCCGGUGAGGCAGUGUCCUCUAUAUCUCUGAAGGUCAAAUCCCGUUCAAACAUUGUGGGUGACUCACUGCAGCCCGAAGCUUGGCAAAAGAUUCAAUUGAAGGAAGCUGAGAUGAACAAGGUUCCAGAAAUGUUCAUUGACACUACACCACAACAAGCGCCAGUUUUUACCACGCAUUUAAAGAGCUACGACAAACUUACCGAGGGUCAGCAUGUCUAUUUGGAAGCUCAGGUUGAACCCAGAGCUGAUCCAAACCUUCGCGUUGAAUGGUUUAAAAACGGCGUACCUCUUCAGACCGGAACUCGUCUGCGUAGCACCUUUGAUUUCGGUCUUGUCAGUCUCUCGAUCAAUGGAGUUCGCGACGAUGACUCUGCGAUAUAUACGUGCAAAGCAACGAAUUUACUUGGUGAGGCUGUGUCCACCUGCACCUUAAAGGUCCAUGACCGCCACUGGCUGCUUGGAGACACUCUUCAUCCAGAUGCACUGCCCAAGAUCGAUGCUCUUGAGCAACCGAUAGUCUCUUCCACCGAGCAGCCAGAAGCUACGUAUGAAGAACCCGUGUUCAUCACGCACUUGAACAACGUGGAGUGCAAAGAAGGUGACAAUGUUCAUUUCGAGUGUAAUGUGGAGCCCUCUAAAGAUCCGACGAUGAAAAUCGAGUGGUUCGUCAAUGGUAAGCCUCUUCCAACUGGUGCCAGAUUCAAGUCAACGUAUGAUUUUGGCUACGUAGCACUUGACGUCAAUCACGCCUAUGAGGAAGACUCUGGCCUUUAUACCGUCAAGGCUACAAACUCCAAAGGAACUGCACAAACCACUGGAACCCUUAAAUGCACCAGCAAGCAAAAUAUCUUCUUGCAAACUCAACAUCCUCAGGGUGAAGCUGGACUUGAGAAGGUUAAGGAGGCUGAAGAUGCCUACCUCUCCAAAUACCAAAGGCAAGAUUCCGGGCCUGAACACGAAUUCCCGAAACCGAUUUGGAUUGUUCCUCUUCAGCCCGAAUUUAAGCUUGGAGAAUCCGAACCACUACAUCUUGAAGGGCAGGUAGAACCCAAAGAGGAUCCUAAUCUGAAGAUCGAAUGGUACUUCAACGGUAAAGUACUUGAACACGGUGCCCGCUUCAAGAUGACAAGUGAUUUUGGCUUUGUGACACUUGACCUCACUGACGUUUACGAUCGAGAUUCUGGAAUUUACACCUGCAAGGCAUACAAUAAGGCUGGAGAAGCUUUCACUUCCACCACCAUAUAUUGCUCGACAAAAGAAAACGUCAUUGAGAGAUCACAGCAUCCUAAGGGUAAGGAGGGACUUGAAGCUAUUCAGGACCUCGAGGAGUCGCUAAAGAAACCUGAUGGCACUCCUAUUGAAAGUGACGAAGGUCACCCGCCAGUUUUCACUUCGCAAUUCGAAAAUCUGACCAAUUUGUCGGAAGGGGAAAUAGCUCAUUUUGAGGCAUCUUUGACACCGGUUGGUGAUCAAACCAUGGUAGUUGAAUGGUUCUACAACGGAAAACAAUUGGAAGCUAGUCACAGGACAAGAACCGUCUACGCCUUUGGCAUGGUUGUUCUUGAAGUACUAGGAACAAAGAUCGAAGACUCUGGCACGUACACCUGCAGAGCUACGAACAAGUGGGGCAAGGCUGAAAUCAGUGUCAAUCUUGAAUGUGUUGAUAAAUCGAAGGGCCAAAAGCCUAAGUUCACCACCCAGAUCCAAUCUCUUGAAGGACUCAAAGAUGGGCAAUCCGUGCACUUUGAAUGCACCCUGAUCCCAGUUGGUGACCCCAACAUGAAGGUAGAAUGGUUCCACAAUGGACAACCGCUCAGACACUCCUCUCGAUUCAAGAUGGUGUCCGACUUUGGUUUCGUAGUCAUGGACAUUGCUGGCGUUAUGUCCCACGACACUGGUGAGUACGUUUGCAAGGCCAGUAACAAAUUCGGUGAAGAUUACACGAAAGCCACGAUAAAAUGUUUCGGAAAGAGUGGCGUAUACCUCGAUUCGCUACAACCGGACUCUCUGGCUCGCAUUCGUGAACUUGAGAGUUUGGGCGGUGAGCAGCCGGCUACUCCGACAACCCCGGUUACAGAGCCACCAAAAUUCAUCACACAAAUUUCAAACAUCACGAAACUUGUCGAAGGACAGUCCGCUCACUUCGAAGCUAGACUUACACCGGUAACUGAUCCCGAUCUCGUCGUCGAAUGGUACUAUAACGGCAAAAAACUUCCACAUGGUCAUCGCUACAGAACUUUCCAUGAUUUUGGUAUCGUUAUCCUGGAUAUUCUGUACUGUUACGAAGAAAACUCUGGCGAAUACGAGUGCAGAGCCGUUAACAAAUACGGGCAAGAUUCUACCAAGGCCACCUUGAGAUGUCUGUCCAAGGCUAACCUCAUCCUUGACUCACAAUUACCUAAGGGAAUGGAAGGUGGGCUGGAGAAAAUCCAAACACUUGAAGAUUCCUUGAUACGCACCAAGGAUGACAAGACUGUGGAAGAGCGUGGCAAGGCUCCGGUGUUUACCGUUCCACUGAGCAACGUUGACGGUCUUCGAGAAGGGGAAAGUGCACACUUUGAGGCACGAAUCACACCUACUGACGAUCCAAAACUAAAGGUCGAAUGGUUCUGGAACGGAAAACCCCUGCGUACGGGAUCACGAUUCCGCACGUUCUGCGAUUUUGGUUUCGUAAUUCUAGAGAUAUCACCUAUCUACCCCGAAGAUACCGGAGAGUACAGUUGCCGUGCAACUAACGACUAUGGUGAAGCAGUGACAACUUGCACUUUGAAAUGCACAGGCAAACGCAACAUUAUAUUGGAGUCGCAGUUACCCAAGGGCAUGGAAGGAACAAUCGAUAAAAUCGCAGAACUCGAAGGCCUCGGAAACGAGCCGGGAAUGCCGAGCCCUGACGAUGACACUGGUAAACCACCAGAGUUUAUCACAACGCCAUCAGAUUUGACAUUGGGAGAGAACUCUCUGGCUCAUUUCGAGUGCAGACUCCAGCCGGUGAACGAUUCGAGCAUGCGCGUCGAAUGGUAUCACAAUGGAAAGGCACUUUUAGCGGGAUCCAGAGUCAAGACCAUUCACGACUUUGGAUUUGUUAUCCUUGAAGUUGCUAACUGCUACCAGCGUGACUCUGGCUUAUACACCUGCAAAGCAACAAAUCGUCAUGGUGAAGCAACCGUAUCGUGCAAACUCCAAGUUCGAGGACGUCAAGGAAUUAUUCUGGAGCCUCAGCUGCCAACAAACUUCAAGAGCGGUACUGAAAGCAUUCAAAAGCUAGAGGAAUCUCUGCACAAAGAAGAAGAAAUUUUAUCAGAAGACGAAAAACCAAAUCCACCGAGAUUUACUGUCGAGUUGAAGGACAUUCAAGUCGAAGAAGCUGCACCAAGCCACUUCGACUGCCGCGUAGAACCGGUUGGAGACUCUACCAUGCGCAUUGAUUGGUUCCACAAUGGCAGACCAUUCGCCACAGGAUCCCGCGUUCAUAUGAUCAACGAUUUUGGCUUCAUAUCUCUAGACUUAUCCUACACUUAUGCUAGAGAUUCAGGUGAAUACGUUUGCCGGGCUACUAAUAAGUGGGGAUCAGCAACGACCAAGGCAUCCAUAAUCUGCAAGUCCAAGAAAACGAUCGAUUACGAUUCGCAAUUGCCAUCCGGUAUGAGCGCAGAGAAACUGAAAGAGUUGGAACGCGGACCUGUCAGCGUUGCUCCUGCAGCAGAUGCGCCUCGUCAACCGCCAAAGUUCAUUACGCAGAUCCAGUCUGCAACGGUUGAUGAAUCGGAACCAGUCAGGUUUGAGUGUCGCGUUGAGCCGAGAGAUGAUCCAAAUCUACGAAUCGAGUGGUACAGGAAUGGAAAACUCAUUCCGGCUGGACACAGAUAUAGAACCACUUAUGAUAUGGGUUUCGUAUCCAUGGAUGUCUUGUACGUUUAUCCUGAAGAUUCCGGUGAAUACGUCUGCAAGGCGAUCAAUGACUUGGGAGAAGACACAACCCGUGCCUCAGUUUCUUGCAAGAAACUGCCAAGCAUUAUUCUUCAAAAUCAAGUACCAAAGGGUAUGAAAAAGUCUGAAGCCUUGAUGCAAAUGGAAGCGACAAUCAAAAAGUACACCUCGGAGGUCCAUUUGACCGAAGACGACCUUUAUGACGCUGAUAAGAAACAGCCACCACGCUUCGUUACUCAAAUCCAGAAUCAAACUGAGUUGAUCGAAAUGAAUAGCACUAAAUUUGAAUGCCAGUUGGCACCGGUUGGCGACCCUAACAUGAAGGUCGAAUGGUUCUUCAACGGAAAAGCGCUACCCCAUAAAAACAGGUUUACUCCGAUAUACGAUUUCGGUUACGUUGCCAUGAACUUCGGGUGGGUUUACCCGGAAGACAGUGGCGAAUACUUAUGCAGAGCAACCAAUUUAUACGGUAUGGAUGAAACAAGAGCUGUCAUCAAAACCGCUGGAAAACCUGGCAUCAUAUACGAGUCGCAACUCCCCAAGGGAAUGAAGAGUAUCGAGAAAAUCAGAGAGAUGGAAGCUGCUUGGCAAGUUGUUCCAGAGGAAGAAGGUGAAGAUGAAAAGCCUCGAGCCCCACCAGCGUUCGUAAGUAAGCCGGAACCCGCCACAGUUGAGGAAAGUGACUGGGCCCGAUUCUGUUGUCGCGUAACUGGUCAUCCAAGACCUCGGGUAAUGUGGUUGGUUAACGGAAACACUAUCUUCAACGGAACUCGUUACAAGCUGACAUACGAUGGAAUGUAUCAUUUGGACAUACCCAAGACAAGGCAAUACGAUCACGGUAAGGUUGAGGUGAUCGCGCGCAACUCCGUUGGAGAAACACGAACCGAGACAACUCUGACUGUCAAACCACGUACGGACGAUUACCGUGGAGUGCUGAAAAAUUCACCACGACCGUGGUACGAUUUCGGGUUGAGCCAGUACCAGACUGACCGUCAAAAUACAGAGCUGGAACGCGUCUUUGACGAGCGACACCAGACCGUGUCGCAGGGCGUAGACAUCGCCACUGACCAUUUGACUCAGAAGAUUUACAAAGAGCCAGAAACCGAAUGGCAAAAAUCCGUCAAGACAAAGAAGAACGAAGAUUACUACAACAAGUUGAUGAACCUCGAGGAGGAGCAAGUCCUAAAGGAAACGAGACUAAGGGAAAGCAGCCAUCAAUUCGCCAUUCCCGGAGAAAAAUUGGUCGAGAACUCCGUGGCCAAGGGAAUGGCCCAAAAGUACCAGGAAAACUUGCAAGCCCAACCACAAGAACCGAUGCAGCCACCACCCAAGCAGCUCAAAGGUCAGUUCGUCACCCAGGUUGAUAUAGACUCUCAGAGAGUCGACGGUAGACAUCCACCUGAACCAUCAGAGUCAACGGUUCACGGUCGCGAAGUUCACGUCGCAAAGCAGCGACAGACACAGAAGGAAGUCAAGGGUGAUCUGGAGAUAACAAGGAAGAUAACUGCCACCGAAACAACGGAGGUGGAGCACAAGGCCAAGACGCAAGAGCGGAUAGUGCAGGGCCAAAUCAAACCCGCCACGCCACCAGUUUUCACGAAAAAGAUUCAACCGUGCAGGGCAUUCGAGCAGGAACAGGCAAGGUUCGAAGUCGAAUUCGACGGCGAUCCACUCCCCACGAUAAAAUGGUACCGCGAAGAUUUCCCCAUCCAAAACUCAUCCGACCUUCAGAUAUACACGUUCAGCACAAAGUCCGUUCUGAUCGUACGACAAGUCUUCAUGGAAGACUCUGGAGUCUUUUCAGUGAUAGCUGAGAACCGUGGCGGUAAAGCCAAGUGUAGCGCAAACCUCGUCGUUGAGGAGCGCAGGAGGCAACCUGGAAGAGGAGGAGUUAUACCUCCCAGCUUUCUAACCACUAUUCAGAAUACGACAGUUCCCAGUGGUCAGCUGGCAAGAUUCGAUGCCAAGAUAUCAGGCACCAAACCGCUCGAUGUUUACUGGCUGAAGAAUGGAAAGAAAGUCACCGCAGACAUUCGUUACAAGACUUUGGAGGAAGAUAACGUGUAUACUCUACUGAUCCUGGAGACUGUUCCUGAAGAUACUGCCAAGUACGAAUGCGUCGCCAUCAACAGAGCUGGCGAAGCUCGCUGCGAUGCGGAGUGUACUAUCCAGUCACCAUCCUCGCCAACGAAAGUUUCAAAGCCCAGCACACCCGGGGCUGAAAAAGCACCUUUCGUUGCUGAACCGCUGAAGGACCAGACAAUCAAGGAAGGAACGGCUGUUGCCUUCAAGUGCAGAAUCUCCGGAAAACCCACGCCGACUGUCCAAUGGAAGAAGGGAGAUAAGGUAAUCAAACCCUCCAAGUACUUCCAAAUGCAGAAAGACGGCGAUGUUUGCACCCUGAGAAUCUCGGAGGCAUUCCCUGAAGAUGAGGGAGUCUACAAGUGCAUAGCGAAAAAUCCAGCUGGCGAUGUUACCACAUCAGCCAAUCUAAGAGUUCUCGCUCCUGACAAUAUGGAUGUACUUCCCAAGCUAUCGCCGCUGAAGGAUCAGAUAGUCAUGGAAGGUCAACCGGCCCAGUUCAAGACUCAAGUCUCACCACCUAAAUUGAAGCCAACAAUUCAGUGGUACCGCGAAGGCGCUUUGAUCCCGCAAUCCCCCGACUUUCAAAUGAUACACGAAGGUAACAACGCUGUUCUUCUGAUCGCUACGACCUAUGAAGAAGACAGUGGAACUUUCUCAUGCCGAGCAACCACGUCUGCUGGAACAGUAGAAACGUCGGCGAAACUCAUCGUGAAAAGUAAGAACUGAUCAAACUUAAUUCUUAAUCCAACCCAAAACGAGACGACCCCAAGACGUAUCAGACACGCUAAUAUUGAUGCGAAUACCUUUAAAAUGGUAUUAAGCGGUGAUCGGGUGACCAUUUGGCUAUCAAGGUCGCCGGCUAGUUGGCUUUAGAAAUAACAAAAAGCUGUGGAUACGUACUUUUGCUGAGUCCAUCAAGCUGCAUCGUUCGUUUUUUUUAAUCAAUACAUAUAUAUACACUUGUUUCGCUUUUUAACGUAAAUUUUUCAUCCUAAUCAUCACUCGCAACUCGGGCAGUUUUUUUUACUAACUCGUUGUCUUCUUAAGUAUUAUGAGAAAUGUGGGUAAACAGGUUUAGAUCGUGAAUUAUUUGUUACGUGGGGAUGUAAAACAUUCACAAAAUAUAUGGGUGUAUGUAUACGGGUGUAUGUAUAUAUAUACCAUAUAUACACAGCAAAAAGGUACCUGAUGAAACUGUGAAGGUGGUGCUAAAAGAGAUUUUCACGAUCGGUGAAAGUAAAACGAAUCGUUGACAAAAACGAUAUUAUUAGUUAAUAGUAACUGACGUUCUUUAAUCGAAUCAGGAAAUGUCAACGAGCAAAGUAUAUGUAUAAUAUGUAGGUUGUAAAUUUAUUACGGUAUACAAUUACAAGGUGCAUAAAUAAGAUUUUGGAAAAAGUGAGACGUAUCCGUAAAACAUAUGUAUGUAUAUACUUUGCUAUGAGAUAUUUCGAGGUAGGGGUUGAAAACCCUUGAAAUACGUUGAAAUAAAUCGGAAUUGAAAGAAGGAACAUGAACGAAAAUAUCCUGUACGAAUGAGCAUAUGCCAAUUGAGCAUAGCAAUCAACGUAAAUCUCGAUUACGAAUAUACGUGUACGGCUUUUUUUUUU